Molecule: messenger RNA, 1026 nt
Organism: Ceratitis capitata (Mediterranean fruit fly)
Lineage: Eukaryota; Metazoa; Arthropoda; Insecta; Diptera; Tephritidae
Exons: 1
Coding region: 173-646 (157 amino acids)
Source: RefSeq, a predicted model, not a curated record
AGUUCUCUCUUUUAUAUAACAAGUAAAUGACAUUUGUGUAAAUUCACCGGCAGUGGAUGAGCUUACGAAAUUAUCGUCUUUACAACCAAGAUUAUUUUAUUAAAUCUCAUCGGAGAUAAAAGUCAACUUAAAAUAAAUUUGCACGGAUCAAAAAUAUUAACUGCACAAGACAAUGGCUAGCGAAGGAGCAAGUAACAAGAAUACAGUUUGCACAUUGUGUGACAAGGUGGGACUUAAACCAUUCACCAAGGAAAACGUAUUUUACUAUUACAUCCCACUUCAUGGCGUUGUUUCAUAUUCAGCACUCGCCGUAAACGUUAUGAAUCCUGGUUUCAUUUCUAAGGUACUACCCAAAAAGGAUUUGACCAAUGUGCUUUUGCUGAGUACACUUACUGGUACUGCCUUCUACAUUUACGGACGGCCACAUCUACGUAGCGUGCCAAAUUCACGUCGUGGUUUGUAUGCUUUAUUGGGUGGCACACUCUUUAGCAUGGGCUCGGUUCUUGCUUGGGCACUGAUUCGUUCCGUUUUGCCAAGAGACAACGCAGCAGUAGCAACCAUUGCCGGUUUGGCUUCGGGAGCAGCUUUGGUUAAACUAAGCACUGACUACUUUACAGAAUGCGACAAAUUGGUUGCAAAAAAUUAAGCUAACAAGAAAGUCGUGAUCGUGAUGUUCGUGUUGCUCUUCAAGGGACAAAUCUAAUUUUAGUCGAUUUCAUCUUUUUUAUUUUAAGCAGCAAUUAAAAGUUCAAUAUACAGAUCGGAAUUUGAUUGUCGCAUUGGAUUAUGGAAAUUGCUGUGCUGCGCCCAUUUACAAACAACUUGUUUUUUAUACGCUGUGGUGGCCAGUCUUGGUAAAUGAUUUUUAGAUGUUAAAUAUAGUUUUACUUUGAAUCGAGUGAACUUAAAGUUUAAAGUUAAAAUUGCUGCGAAAAAACUGCUAGAAAUGUAUAUGUAUGAAAAUUUAUAAUCUUGAAACAUUAUAUACGAAAAUAAAAGCUAAAACUUAUUUCUAAAACAAAGAAA